Molecule: messenger RNA, 3012 nt
Organism: Cuscuta campestris
Lineage: Eukaryota; Viridiplantae; Streptophyta; Magnoliopsida; Solanales; Convolvulaceae
Source: the annotation of a GenBank genome assembly
CAUACACGUCCAGCACUUGAAUUCGAUCAUCGAUGACAAUUACGAGCAUAUUUUUUUUGCCGGCGCAUUUGCCUGGAAGAGGUGGUUCGGGCUCUCCGCGGGAUGCGUAGUGGGAGAGCUUUGGGACCAGAUGAGAUUCCGGUGGAGUUCUGGAAGCAUACGGGUCGUGGUGCGUGGGUGUGGUUAACCAAACUCUUCAAUGUUAUCUUCCGGACAGCAAGGAUGCCAGAUGAGUGGAGGGAGAGUCUCUUGGUCCCCCUGUUUAAAGGCAAAGGUGACAUCCAGAGCUGCGAGAAUUACAGAGGCAUCAAACUGCUUAGCCACACCAUGAAGGUUUGGGAGCGAGUCAUUGAGUAUAGGUUGCGGAAAGGGGUAUGCAUCUCUGAGAACCAGUUUGGUUUCAUGCUUGGUAUAUCAACUACAGAGGCCAUUCACUACAAGGCGUACGAUAGGGUGCCAAGGGAGGUCUUAUGGAGGUGCCUUGAGACGAGAGGAGUCCCCAUCGCGUAUACUCGCGCGAUCAAGGAUAUGUACGAUGGGGCUAUGACUAGGGUAAGGACCUUCGGGGGCGACUCUGAGUCAUUCUCGGUAGGGAUGGGGUUGCACCAGGGGUCUGCCCUUAGUCCUUUUUUGUUCGCCUUGGUGAUGGACGUCCUAACUCAAGGUGUGCAAGAAGGGGUCCCAUGGUGCAUGCUUUUCGCGGAUGAUAUUGUGCUUAUCGACGAUACACACGGGGAUGUUGGACAUCGUGUUGGAGUGGCUUGGGCCAAAUGGCGGUUGGCUUCAGGGGUAUUGUGUGACCCAAAGAUUUCGCCCAGGAUGAAAGGCAAGUUCUACCGAUCCGUAGUCAGACCUGCUAUGUUAUAUGGGGCAGAGUGUUGGGCGGUUAAGAAGACUCAUGUGCGUCGUCUGCAUGCGGCGGAGAUGCGGAUGUUACGAUGGAUGUGUGGGAAGACAAGGUUGGAUAGGAUUUCGAACGAAGUUAUUCGACGUCAGGUAGGCAUGGCGCCGGUGGAAGAUAAAUUGCAGGAAGCGAGGUUGAGAUGGUUUGGUCAUGUGAGACGGCGGGAUGCUGACGCCCCUGUUGAGCCGGGGGUCUCUUGGAAACAACCUCCCUGCUUCCAAGUAGGGGUAAGGAGUAGUUCCGAGACUCCAAUUGUGAACGUUUCGGCUGGAUUGGGUGGCUCUGUUGGGCAAACCACUCCGAUCAACAUUCCUUUCGGAUCGAGUGCGUCCAUGGGGUCCACUCCGAUCACCGCCUUCGUUGGAUCGAGCACGACUAUGGGGUCCGCUCCGGUCACCUCGGUUAUUGGACCAACCGCGGCUACGGCUACAAUGGUCACCCCACUCGGACCGAAUAUGGAUUCGGCCAUACCGGUCAUUCCCUCACUUGGACCAAACGCGGGUGUCUUCACAUCCGCACUGGUCGGACAUCCUACUGUCAUGCUGCCUGCGAACUCUGUCAAAGAACCAGCGAAGUUCACAGGUGUUGGCUUUAAAAUAUGGCAGCAAAGGAUGUUAUUUUGGCUGACCACCCUCAACCUUGCAAGGUAUUUGAGGGAGGAUCCCCCUGUUGUGGGGGAGAACGCGUAUGAGCCAACAGUUCAGGCUAAAGAGGCAUGGAUAGCGAAUAACUAUACGUGCCUUAAUCUUAUCCUGAAUUGCUUGAGCGAUGCCUUAUAUGCUGCUUAUAGCAGAGCUGCAUCCGCAAAGGAGUUAUGGACUACACUGUCCAACAAAUACCAGGCCGAGGACGCCAUUGCGAAGAAAUUCGUUGUCGGUAAGGUCAUGGAUUUUAAGAUGGUGGAUUCCAAACCCGUGGUCAGUCAAGCUGAAGAAUUGAUUCUCAUUUUUAAUGAGUGCACUGACGAGGGAAUGGGAGUCAGUGAGGCAUUCCAAGUGGCGACGAUUAUUCAUGUGCUCCCUCCAGCUUGGGAUGAGUUCUGGAGCUAUCUCAAGCUCAAACGGAAAGAAAUGACUUUAGAACAGUUGCUUGUUCGUCUCCGGAUCCGUGAAGAGGGUCUCACUCGCGAAAAGAAAGUAGCUGUUGCUAAGGCCAAUGUGGUGGAGCAUCCACCCAAAGAGGGUUCUUCCAAAGGGCCCAAGCCAAAUAAGGACAAGAAGAAAAUUGGUCCUAAAGGAGGUGUCGCGAAGCCCAUGUUCGCAGGGAAAUGCUACAACUGUGGCAUUAUGGACCAUCGUUCUUCAGAGUACCGCAAGAAGCCUCAGAAGAAGAAGCAGAAGAAGGAAGAAGCUCUCUGCUCGGAGCUAGAUGCUAUGGAUCUUUGUGCUGUCGUGAUAGAGGUCAACCUGGUCGGGUCUAACCCGAAAGAGUGGACGAGCGACAAGCAAAAGAUGGCCUAUUCCGGCGACACGGCGGCAGAGACGGCGGCAAGGAAGAAGUACAAAGGCGUGAGGAUGCGAAGCUGGGGGUCAUGGGUGUCGGAGAUCCGGGCGCCAUAUCAGAAGACAAGAAUAUGGCUGGGCUCAUACUCCACCCCGGAGUGCGCCGCCAGAGCCUACGACGCCGCGCUCUUAUGCCUCAAAGGCCCCUCCGCCGCCGCCGCCUCUCUCAACUUCCCUCACCACCUCUCCUCCUACCCCAUUCCCCCUUCUCCCCCCGGCGCCGUCUUCUCCCCCAAAGCCAUCCAGCGCAUAGCCGCUGCCGCCGCCGCGAAUUCUUGCCCGGUCCCUCCGCCGCAUUGGGAAGAAGCAGCGGCCGAGACAGAUGACGACGUGGAAUAUUGCAUGGACGACGUCAUCAUCGGUGGGGAAUUGGAAGUUCAUUCCCCUCGCCGUCAUGAUCAAACUCCGGCUGCCAUAAUGGCGGCGCAGUGCAGCUGGUACAACUUUGACUCCCCAAAGUACAGCAACAUGUUCGGUAACGACGGUUUCUUUGCCGGCGACCCACAGUUGAUUGACCAAAUGUACGAUGAUAAUGGAGAAAUUCGGCUGUGGAGUUUCACCUGAUUUGAUAUCUCUUCUGUUAGACAAUAAUAUUAUGUAUUCCUA